Molecule: messenger RNA, 1144 nt
Organism: Corylus avellana
Lineage: Eukaryota; Viridiplantae; Streptophyta; Magnoliopsida; Fagales; Betulaceae
Source: RefSeq, a predicted model, not a curated record
GCUAUUGGAUUUAGGUUGGAUAGCCUUCUUAAACUUACUGAGACACGGGGAAGGAGCAACAAGAUGACCCUCAUGCAUUAUCUUUGUAAGGUGCUUGCUGAUAAACUUCCAGAAGUUUUAGAUUUUUCCAACGACCUUGCCAGCUUGGAGCCUGCAUCAAAGAUACAAUUGAAAUUUUUGGCAGAGGAAAUGCAGGCCAUAAGCAAAGGAUUGGAGCAAGUUAUACAGGAACUAUCCACCUCUGAAAAUGAUGGUCCUGUAUCAGAAAAAUUCCGUAAGACUUCAAAGGAGUUCCUUCUUUAUUCUGAAGCCGAAGUGAGGUCUUUGGCUUCAUUGUAUUCUGGCGUGGGUAGAAAUGUGGAUGCAUUGAUCCUUUAUUUGGGAGAAGAUCCCGCUCGUUGCCCCUUUGAACAAGUUAUUUCAACUCUGCUCAACUUUAUGAGAAUGUUCAACAAAUCCCAUGAAGAGAACUGCAGGCAGCUUGAGCUUGAAAUGAAGAAAGCAGUUGAAAGUGAAAAGUUACAGAAGGACACCGCACAUAAGGAGUCCAAACAGAUUUUACGCUCUCCGAUACACAGUGGCAAUGUUAAAUGAUAAGUGUGGAAAUGAAAUAAUCCUUUCUCUCGUGGAAUCAAUAGAUGCUCCAGUUUGGCAAGAACAUUCAACAUGAGAUUUUAAUUUGGGCAAAAAAUAGUUCAAGGCGUCAGGAGAAGCAUGUAAAUUGGCUGGUAGAUUGAAUCUGAAUGUGUGGCAUAGGGUCUAAGGAUGACACAAUAUGCUGCUGAUUGCAAGGUUGAAUUUGUUCACUUAGAGGGUCAGAGAUGGUGGAGUUUGCAUGAUUCUGUUCUUCACUGUGCAACCUGUAUCUAUUUACUCAAAGAAUUCGUGGUCGUUGUAAGUCAAUUGCUUUAGGGACAGGGAAAAGUUUUUCUCCCUUCAAAUGUUGUUCUUACAACUCUAUUUAGAUUUCCAUACCUAGCUAGUUCAUUGAUUUGAAUAUUCUUUUGUAUGUUUUACCUCUAUUAUUUUGAUGUACAUAUAGCUUCAUUGUGUCGAGUCCGGCAAAUGUAUCUUCCCCUGUUGUUUAAGGGUGUGGAAAAUGAAUCCAGGCUUCAAUAAUCUAUUUGAAGGCAUUUGUUGGCCA